AUGAAGUUGAGAACAUCCUUUCACAUCUUUGCCGUGUCCUCGUUACUAGUCCUGUCCGAAGCCUGGCCACUCUUCCCUGCGAUCGAGCGAAGAGCACCUGUCUCCUACUCAGUUGUCCCAGUGGGCGGAGGAAGCACAACCGACGAUGGCUCCUCGACUGUUACUCGUACAGCGACACAACUAUCCACCAUUGUCAUCACAGAGUCGGAAAAAGCCACAACGUUAGUUGUGACAGUCACUUCUCCUUCGCCUAUUACCGUGACCGACUACUCGCCAACCUCGACACCAGCACAUCCUGCCUCUUCGACACAGCAAUAUUUUUCCGACUCCUCUCCCUCGUCAUACUCCAUUGCACAAGUGACUGCAUCGGAAACAAUUUCACCAGUAACUGUGACUGUCACACAAUCUCUCCCUUCGACCAGGCCGUAUGACGACGGCAUGUGGCACACAUAUUAUUACUACACAGUCACGCCUGAAAGCUCUUCGAGCUGGGCAGCAGAGAGCACUGCCGCCACUUCAGAGUCCCCUUCCCAACCAAGCUGGACACUUGGCUUGCCAACAAUGUGGUCAUCAAUAUCGACACCGGCGGCCAGUACCACGCCUGUCAACCCCUUCCGGGGUGUGCCGCCCUCCAUCCCUACACCUCCAUGA
Messenger RNA from Fonsecaea nubica, 651 nucleotides. RefSeq lists its product as hypothetical. Bases 1 to 651 code for a protein of 216 amino acids. Lineage: Eukaryota; Fungi; Ascomycota; Eurotiomycetes; Chaetothyriales; Herpotrichiellaceae. The transcript has a single exon. The record is from RefSeq and is a predicted model, not a curated record.